Messenger RNA from Brachypodium distachyon (stiff brome), 1975 nucleotides. RefSeq names its product probable glycosyltransferase 4. Bases 339 to 1721 code for a protein of 460 amino acids. The transcript has a single exon. The record is from RefSeq and is a predicted model, not a curated record. Lineage: Eukaryota; Viridiplantae; Streptophyta; Magnoliopsida; Poales; Poaceae. Gene Ontology annotation, cellular component: endosome; membrane; trans-Golgi network. Gene Ontology annotation, molecular function: hexosyltransferase activity; xyloglucan 6-xylosyltransferase activity; UDP-xylosyltransferase activity. Gene Ontology annotation, biological process: xyloglucan biosynthetic process.
UUUGGAAGUGGAUUAUUAACUUCCGUCAGUUGGCUAUGCGAUUCAGGACCUGCGUGCCUUCCGUUUCUACUACACGUGUACAGCUCACACGCAUACUCGAGCAUGACCGGUGCAGUAUAUUCUGUGGGCAGGCAUUCGCAAAGACCCCCCAAGUCCAACCGGCGCCGGUCGCCGUCGCGCGCCCUAAACAACCAAAAUUCCAAACCCGGCCGGCCCAGUCUCAUCCAUGGCCGCUCUAAUUUAACUAGCUAAGAGCCUAAGGAGUGGUGCUCUGCAGCGUCAUAGUCGCUCAUAUAUACAAGCACGUACAGGCUGGGUGCAGCCGGCGUCGCGCGUGCAUGUCUCUUCCGUCGUCGGCGAUGGCGGAAGGACACGCCGGCGGGCAGCAAGCGGCGGCUGACCGGCGAACCAAGCAGAACCCGCUGUUCGCGGUCCCGAUCAUCCCGGUCGUCCUGUUCAUCGUGGCGCCGUGCGCGCUCUUCUUGUUCACGUCCGACCUGGCGACGCUCCCACGCAUCCGCAUCGAGUACGCCGCCAGCCGGAACGAUGCCGCUCCCGCCGCGCCCACGCCGCCACCGGCGGCUCCAGUCGCUGCCCCUGCGGUGGUCAUUUCAAGAAUCGAGGAGAAGCCGCGGGAGGAGGGGCAAGAGCAACGGUUGCCGCCGCUGCGGCAGCUGACCGACCGGCCGUACUCGCUGGGCCCGUCCGUGCCGGGCUACGACGCGCGCAGAGCGGAGUGGCUGGCCGCGCACCCGGGGUUCCCGGCUUCCGUCGCGCAGGGCCGGCCGCGGGUGCUGGUGGUCACCGGGUCGGCGCCACGCGCGUGCAAGGACCCCACGGGGGACCAUUUACUCCUCCGCGCGUUCAAGAACAAGGUGGACUACUGCCGCGUCCACGGCUUCGACGUCUUCUACAGCAACGCGGUGCUGGACGGCGAGAUGUCCGGGUUCUGGACAAAGCUGCCCUUGCUGCGGUCCCUCAUGGUGGCGCACCCGGAGACGGAGCUCCUCUGGUGGGUGGACUCGGACGUCAUCUUCACCGACAUGCUGUUCGAGCCGCCCUGGGAGAAAUACGCGGGCCACAACCUGGUGCUCCACGGCUGGGACGAGGCCGUGUACGGCUUCAAGGACUGGCUCGGCGUCAACGCCGGCAGCUUCGUGAUCCGGAACUGCCAGUGGUCGCUCGACCUGCUGGACGCCUGGGCGCGCAUGGGGCCCCGCGGGCCCGUGCGCGACAAGUACGGGAAGAUCUUCGGCGACGCGCUCUCCAACCGGGGAGCCUACGAGGCCGACGACCAGUCGGCGAUCGUGUACCUGCUGGUGACGGAGCGGGCGAAGUGGGGCGACAAGGUGUUCCUGGAGAGCUCCUACCUCCUGCACGGAUUCUGGGUGAGCAUCGUGGACAAGUACGAGGAGAUGCGGAGCAAAGGGCGGCCGGGGCUCGGCGACGAACGGUGGCCGCUCGUCACGCACUUCGUCGGGUGCAAGCCGUGCAGCGGGGAAGGCGCCACCUACGAGGCCGCGAGGUGCCGGCGCGGGAUGGAGCGCGCACUCAAUUUCGCCGACGACCAGAUACUCAAGCUCUACGGGUUCCAGCACGAGUCGCUCAACACCACGGCCGUGCGGCGUGUCAGGAAUGAGGCCGGCCGGCCGUUGGACGCGGACGACGAGGAGAUCGGCCGGCUCUUGCACCCACCGUUCAGGGCCGCCAAGCACUUGUGAUCAAGCAGGAUUUUUGAGGUAGCUUGGACCAAAACGUGCGAACAUAUCGGGCCCUGUUGCAGACAAAAUUUUCUGCAUGUAUGUAAACACCAAUCAUGCGCUUCAGUUGUGAAAUGUGAGGUCAUGUUUUUCCUUUUUUGACAGCAAAAUGUGAGGUCAUGUUUUUCCUUUUUUGACACCAAAAUGUGAGGCCAUGUUAGUAACCCUCUCAUUACCGAAAAAUAUGUUAAUGACAUCAAAAUGAUCUGAGCUUU